Molecule: messenger RNA, 10584 nt
Organism: Parnassius mnemosyne (clouded apollo)
Lineage: Eukaryota; Metazoa; Arthropoda; Insecta; Lepidoptera; Papilionidae
Source: the annotation of a GenBank genome assembly
AUGCAUCGGCGAGGCGGGAAAAGAAUCCGAAUGGAUGAUCCUCCUCCGGAGUAUGAAGAAGAAGCUCGCUCACCAUCUCCAGCUCUCACUAAGCGUAUUACGAGAAGUCGAGGACGAGGUGGAGAUGGAGGCUUCGUAGGCAGAUUAGCAGAGUCCCCGCCACCGCCUCCUUUGCGCAGGCGUGGAAGAGGUGGACGCGGGCGUGGCCGUGGUCGUGGUGCGGCCCCACCACCAGCGUCUUCACCACCACCUGUUCUCAUGCCGGGAGAUGAUGAGAACAGUCUUUACAAUAUUCUAAGAUUUAACAAGACUGCUAUUAACCAAGUUGUAGAUAUGUGGAUAGAAGAAUACAAGAGUAAUAGGGAAAGUGCUUUAGUCCAGUUGAUGCAAUUUUUCAUCAAUUCCUCUGGUUGCCGCGGUAAGGUAACUCCGGAUAUGGCAUCCAUGGACCACACACUUAUAAUUAAGAAAAUGACUCAAGAGUUUGAUGAGGAAAGUGGUGAAUAUCCUUUAAUUAUGAGUGGUCAAACAUGGAAGAAGUUCCGUUCCAAUUUCUGUGAAUUUAUACAGACCCUGGUGAAGAUGUGUCAAUAUUCAAUCAUAUAUGAUCAGUACCUCAUGGACAACAUUAUAUCAUUACUAACUGGGCUGUCUGAUUCUCAAGUGAGAGCAUUCAGGCAUACUGCAACCUUAGCAGUAAUGAAACUGAUGACGGCGCUGGUGGAUGUGGCACUUUUGACAAGCGUGAAUUGUGAUAAUUGCUUGCGGCAGUAUGAAGCUGAGCGAUUGAAAGCUCGCGACAAGCGUGCUAGUGAGCGGCUCGAAGUGCUUGUCGCCAAGCGGCAGGAGCUUGAGGAGAAUAUGGAGGAAAUCAAGAACAUGCUCUCAUAUAUGUUUAAGUCUGUUUUUGUGCACAGAUACAGAGACACAUUGCCAGACAUCCGAGCAAUUACAAUGGCUGAGAUAGGCAUCUGGAUGGAAAAGUUUCCUGCACACUUCCUUGAUGAUCUCUACCUCAAAUACAUUGGCUGGACCUUGCACGACAAGGUAGGAGAAGUCCGGUUACGCUGUCUGCAAGCAUUACAGCCGUUGUAUGAAUGUGAGGAGCUGAAAGGCAAGCUGGAGCUGUUCACUUCCAAGUUCAAGGACCGUAUUGUGUCCAUGACACUGGAUAAAGAGACCGAGGUUGCAGUGCAUGCUGUUAAACUUGUCAUAGCUAUUCUAAAGAUGCACCCGGACGUGCUGACGGACAAGGACUGCGAGAACGUGUACGAGCUGGUGUACUCGUCGUGGCGCGCCGUGGCGGCGGCGGCGGGCGAGUUCCUCAACGUGCGGCUGUUCCGCGCCGACGAGUCGGCUGCCGGCGCUGCCACGCCUGCCACGCGCUCGCGCCGCGGCAAGCAGCGCCUGCCCAACACGCCGCUGCUGCGCGACCUCGUGCAGUUCUUCAUCGAGUCCGAGUUGCAUGAGCAUGGAGCUUACCUUGUGGAUUCAUUGAUUGAUUCCAAUCCAAUGAUGAAGGACUGGGAAUGCAUGACAGACUUGCUGCUGGAGGAGCCAGGGCCUGGAGAGGAGGCACUUGAUAAUAGACAGGAGUCGUCGCUGAUCGAGCUGAUGGUGUGCUGCGUGCGGCAGGCCAGCACGGGCGAGCCGCCCGUGGGCCGCGGCGCCGCGCGCAAGCACCACCAGCCGCUCUCCAAGGACCAGGCCAAGAUGGUGAGCGAUGACCGCGCGAAGAUGACAGCGCACUUCAUGGUGACACUACCGGCAUUAUUGGACAAGUUUGGUGCUGACCCUGAGAAACUUGCAAACCUGGUGGCUAUUCCACAGUACUUUGAUCUUGAACUCUACACCACGCAACGUCAGGAGGCGAACCUGACGCUGCUGCUGAACAAGGUGCGCGAGAUCAUGAGCACGCAGACGGAGUGCGAGGUGCUGGAGACGUGCGCGCGCACGCUGGAGCUGCUGUGCGCCGAGCGCUGCGCCGUGUACUCGCGCUGCAACGUGGCGCGCGCCACGCUCGCCGACUCCGUCGCGCACAAGUACCGCGAGGCGCUCGACGACUUCCGCAACCUGAUCGAGGGCGUGAGUACCGACCGCCGCACACACUCACCCACUCACUCGCUGCAGCUGCUGUGCGCCGAGCGCUGCGCCGUGUACUCGCGCUGCAACGUGGCGCGCGCCACGCUCGCCGACUCCGUCGCGCACAAGUACCGCGAGGCGCUCGACGACUUCCGCAACCUGAUCGAGGGCGUGAGUACCGACCGCCGCACACACUCACCCACUCACUCGCUGCAGCUGCUGUGCGCCGAGCGCUGCGCCGUGUACUCGCGCUGCAACGUGGCGCGCGCCACGCUCGCCGACUCCGUCGCGCACAAGUACCGCGAGGCGCUCGACGACUUCCGCAACCUGAUCGAGGGCGUGAGUACCGACCGCCGCACACACUCACCCACUCACUCGCUGCAGCUGCUGUGCGCCGAGCGCUGCGCCGUGUACUCGCGCUGCAACGUGGCGCGCGCCACGCUCGCCGACUCCGUCGCGCACAAGUACCGCGAGGCGCUCGACGACUUCCGCAACCUGAUCGAGGGCGUGAGUACCGACCGCCGCACACACUCACCCACUCACUCGCUGCAGCUGCUGUGCGCCGAGCGCUGCGCCGUGUACUCGCGCUGCAACGUGGCGCGCGCCACGCUCGCCGACUCCGUCGCGCACAAGUACCGCGAGGCGCUCGACGACUUCCGCAACCUGAUCGAGGGCGUGAGUACCGACCGCCGCACACACUCACCCACUCACUCGCUGCAGCUGCUGUGCGCCGAGCGCUGCGCCGUGUACUCGCGCUGCAACGUGGCGCGCGCCACGCUCGCCGACUCCGUCGCGCACAAGUACCGCGAGGCGCUCGACGACUUCCGCAACCUGAUCGAGGGCGUGAGUACCGACCGCCGCACACACUCACCCACUCACUCGCUGCAGCUGCUGUGCGCCGAGCGCUGCGCCGUGUACUCGCGCUGCAACGUGGCGCGCGCCACGCUCGCCGACUCCGUCGCGCACAAGUACCGCGAGGCGCUCGACGACUUCCGCAACCUGAUCGAGGGCGUGAGUACCGACCGCCGCACACACUCACCCACUCACUCGCUGCAGCUGCUGUGCGCCGAGCGCUGCGCCGUGUACUCGCGCUGCAACGUGGCGCGCGCCACGCUCGCCGACUCCGUCGCGCACAAGUACCGCGAGGCGCUCGACGACUUCCGCAACCUGAUCGAGGGCGUGAGUACCGACCGCCGCACACACUCACCCACUCACUCGCUGCAGCUGCUGUGCGCCGAGCGCUGCGCCGUGUACUCGCGCUGCAACGUGGCGCGCGCCACGCUCGCCGACUCCGUCGCGCACAAGUACCGCGAGGCGCUCGACGACUUCCGCAACCUGAUCGAGGGCGUGAGUACCGACCGCCGCACACACUCACCCACUCACUCGCUGCAGCUGCUGUGCGCCGAGCGCUGCGCCGUGUACUCGCGCUGCAACGUGGCGCGCGCCACGCUCGCCGACUCCGUCGCGCACAAGUACCGCGAGGCGCUCGACGACUUCCGCAACCUGAUCGAGGGCGUGAGUACCGACCGCCGCACACACUCACCCACUCACUCGCUGCAGCUGCUGUGCGCCGAGCGCUGCGCCGUGUACUCGCGCUGCAACGUGGCGCGCGCCACGCUCGCCGACUCCGUCGCGCACAAGUACCGCGAGGCGCUCGACGACUUCCGCAACCUGAUCGAGGGCGUGAGUACCGACCGCCGCACACACUCACCCACUCACUCGCUGCAGCUGCUGUGCGCCGAGCGCUGCGCCGUGUACUCGCGCUGCAACGUGGCGCGCGCCACGCUCGCCGACUCCGUCGCGCACAAGUACCGCGAGGCGCUCGACGACUUCCGCAACCUGAUCGAGGGCGUGAGUACCGACCGCCGCACACACUCACCCACUCACUCGCUGCAGCUGCUGUGCGCCGAGCGCUGCGCCGUGUACUCGCGCUGCAACGUGGCGCGCGCCACGCUCGCCGACUCCGUCGCGCACAAGUACCGCGAGGCGCUCGACGACUUCCGCAACCUGAUCGAGGGCGUGAGUACCGACCGCCGCACACACUCACCCACUCACUCGCUGCAGCUGCUGUGCGCCGAGCGCUGCGCCGUGUACUCGCGCUGCAACGUGGCGCGCGCCACGCUCGCCGACUCCGUCGCGCACAAGUACCGCGAGGCGCUCGACGACUUCCGCAACCUGAUCGAGGGCGUGAGUACCGACCGCCGCACACACUCACCCACUCACUCGCUGCAGCUGCUGUGCGCCGAGCGCUGCGCCGUGUACUCGCGCUGCAACGUGGCGCGCGCCACGCUCGCCGACUCCGUCGCGCACAAGUACCGCGAGGCGCUCGACGACUUCCGCAACCUGAUCGAGGGCGUGAGUACCGACCGCCGCACACACUCACCCACUCACUCGCUGCAGCUGCUGUGCGCCGAGCGCUGCGCCGUGUACUCGCGCUGCAACGUGGCGCGCGCCACGCUCGCCGACUCCGUCGCGCACAAGUACCGCGAGGCGCUCGACGACUUCCGCAACCUGAUCGAGGGCGUGAGUACCGACCGCCGCACACACUCACCCACUCACUCGCUGCAGCUGCUGUGCGCCGAGCGCUGCGCCGUGUACUCGCGCUGCAACGUGGCGCGCGCCACGCUCGCCGACUCCGUCGCGCACAAGUACCGCGAGGCGCUCGACGACUUCCGCAACCUGAUCGAGGGCGUGAGUACCGACCGCCGCACACACUCACCCACUCACUCGCUGCAGCUGCUGUGCGCCGAGCGCUGCGCCGUGUACUCGCGCUGCAACGUGGCGCGCGCCACGCUCGCCGACUCCGUCGCGCACAAGUACCGCGAGGCGCUCGACGACUUCCGCAACCUGAUCGAGGGCGUGAGUACCGACCGCCGCACACACUCACCCACUCACUCGCUGCAGCUGCUGUGCGCCGAGCGCUGCGCCGUGUACUCGCGCUGCAACGUGGCGCGCGCCACGCUCGCCGACUCCGUCGCGCACAAGUACCGCGAGGCGCUCGACGACUUCCGCAACCUGAUCGAGGGCGUGAGUACCGACCGCCGCACACACUCACCCACUCACUCGCUGCAGCUGCUGUGCGCCGAGCGCUGCGCCGUGUACUCGCGCUGCAACGUGGCGCGCGCCACGCUCGCCGACUCCGUCGCGCACAAGUACCGCGAGGCGCUCGACGACUUCCGCAACCUGAUCGAGGGCGUGAGUACCGACCGCCGCACACACUCACCCACUCACUCGCUGCAGCUGCUGUGCGCCGAGCGCUGCGCCGUGUACUCGCGCUGCAACGUGGCGCGCGCCACGCUCGCCGACUCCGUCGCGCACAAGUACCGCGAGGCGCUCGACGACUUCCGCAACCUGAUCGAGGGCGUGAGUACCGACCGCCGCACACACUCACCCACUCACUCGCUGCAGCUGCUGUGCGCCGAGCGCUGCGCCGUGUACUCGCGCUGCAACGUGGCGCGCGCCACGCUCGCCGACUCCGUCGCGCACAAGUACCGCGAGGCGCUCGACGACUUCCGCAACCUGAUCGAGGGCGUGAGUACCGACCGCCGCACACACUCACCCACUCACUCGCUGCAGCUGCUGUGCGCCGAGCGCUGCGCCGUGUACUCGCGCUGCAACGUGGCGCGCGCCACGCUCGCCGACUCCGUCGCGCACAAGUACCGCGAGGCGCUCGACGACUUCCGCAACCUGAUCGAGGGCGUGAGUACCGACCGCCGCACACACUCACCCACUCACUCGCUGCAGCUGCUGUGCGCCGAGCGCUGCGCCGUGUACUCGCGCUGCAACGUGGCGCGCGCCACGCUCGCCGACUCCGUCGCGCACAAGUACCGCGAGGCGCUCGACGACUUCCGCAACCUGAUCGAGGGCGUGAGUACCGACCGCCGCACACACUCACCCACUCACUCGCUGCAGCUGCUGUGCGCCGAGCGCUGCGCCGUGUACUCGCGCUGCAACGUGGCGCGCGCCACGCUCGCCGACUCCGUCGCGCACAAGUACCGCGAGGCGCUCGACGACUUCCGCAACCUGAUCGAGGGCGUGAGUACCGACCGCCGCACACACUCACCCACUCACUCGCUGCAGCUGCUGUGCGCCGAGCGCUGCGCCGUGUACUCGCGCUGCAACGUGGCGCGCGCCACGCUCGCCGACUCCGUCGCGCACAAGUACCGCGAGGCGCUCGACGACUUCCGCAACCUGAUCGAGGGCGUGAGUACCGACCGCCGCACACACUCACCCACUCACUCGCUGCAGCUGCUGUGCGCCGAGCGCUGCGCCGUGUACUCGCGCUGCAACGUGGCGCGCGCCACGCUCGCCGACUCCGUCGCGCACAAGUACCGCGAGGCGCUCGACGACUUCCGCAACCUGAUCGAGGGCGUGAGUACCGACCGCCGCACACACUCACCCACUCACUCGCUGCAGCUGCUGUGCGCCGAGCGCUGCGCCGUGUACUCGCGCUGCAACGUGGCGCGCGCCACGCUCGCCGACUCCGUCGCGCACAAGUACCGCGAGGCGCUCGACGACUUCCGCAACCUGAUCGAGGGCGUGAGUACCGACCGCCGCACACACUCACCCACUCACUCGCUGCAGCUGCUGUGCGCCGAGCGCUGCGCCGUGUACUCGCGCUGCAACGUGGCGCGCGCCACGCUCGCCGACUCCGUCGCGCACAAGUACCGCGAGGCGCUCGACGACUUCCGCAACCUGAUCGAGGGCGUGAGUACCGACCGCCGCACACACUCACCCACUCACUCGCUGCAGCUGCUGUGCGCCGAGCGCUGCGCCGUGUACUCGCGCUGCAACGUGGCGCGCGCCACGCUCGCCGACUCCGUCGCGCACAAGUACCGCGAGGCGCUCGACGACUUCCGCAACCUGAUCGAGGGCGUGAGUACCGACCGCCGCACACACUCACCCACUCACUCGCUGCAGCUGCUGUGCGCCGAGCGCUGCGCCGUGUACUCGCGCUGCAACGUGGCGCGCGCCACGCUCGCCGACUCCGUCGCGCACAAGUACCGCGAGGCGCUCGACGACUUCCGCAACCUGAUCGAGGGCGUGAGUACCGACCGCCGCACACACUCACCCACUCACUCGCUGCAGCUGCUGUGCGCCGAGCGCUGCGCCGUGUACUCGCGCUGCAACGUGGCGCGCGCCACGCUCGCCGACUCCGUCGCGCACAAGUACCGCGAGGCGCUCGACGACUUCCGCAACCUGAUCGAGGGCGUGAGUACCGACCGCCGCACACACUCACCCACUCACUCGCUGCAGCUGCUGUGCGCCGAGCGCUGCGCCGUGUACUCGCGCUGCAACGUGGCGCGCGCCACGCUCGCCGACUCCGUCGCGCACAAGUACCGCGAGGCGCUCGACGACUUCCGCAACCUGAUCGAGGGCGUGAGUACCGACCGCCGCACACACUCACCCACUCACUCGCUGCAGCUGCUGUGCGCCGAGCGCUGCGCCGUGUACUCGCGCUGCAACGUGGCGCGCGCCACGCUCGCCGACUCCGUCGCGCACAAGUACCGCGAGGCGCUCGACGACUUCCGCAACCUGAUCGAGGGCGUGAGUACCGACCGCCGCACACACUCACCCACUCACUCGCUGCAGCUGCUGUGCGCCGAGCGCUGCGCCGUGUACUCGCGCUGCAACGUGGCGCGCGCCACGCUCGCCGACUCCGUCGCGCACAAGUACCGCGAGGCGCUCGACGACUUCCGCAACCUGAUCGAGGGCGUGAGUACCGACCGCCGCACACACUCACCCACUCACUCGCUGCAGCUGCUGUGCGCCGAGCGCUGCGCCGUGUACUCGCGCUGCAACGUGGCGCGCGCCACGCUCGCCGACUCCGUCGCGCACAAGUACCGCGAGGCGCUCGACGACUUCCGCAACCUGAUCGAGGGCGUGAGUACCGACCGCCGCACACACUCACCCACUCACUCGCUGCAGCUGCUGUGCGCCGAGCGCUGCGCCGUGUACUCGCGCUGCAACGUGGCGCGCGCCACGCUCGCCGACUCCGUCGCGCACAAGUACCGCGAGGCGCUCGACGACUUCCGCAACCUGAUCGAGGGCGUGAGUACCGACCGCCGCACACACUCACCCACUCACUCGCUGCAGCUGCUGUGCGCCGAGCGCUGCGCCGUGUACUCGCGCUGCAACGUGGCGCGCGCCACGCUCGCCGACUCCGUCGCGCACAAGUACCGCGAGGCGCUCGACGACUUCCGCAACCUGAUCGAGGGCGUGAGUACCGACCGCCGCACACACUCACCCACUCACUCGCUGCAGCUGCUGUGCGCCGAGCGCUGCGCCGUGUACUCGCGCUGCAACGUGGCGCGCGCCACGCUCGCCGACUCCGUCGCGCACAAGUACCGCGAGGCGCUCGACGACUUCCGCAACCUGAUCGAGGGCGUGAGUACCGACCGCCGCACACACUCACCCACUCACUCGCUGCAGCUGCUGUGCGCCGAGCGCUGCGCCGUGUACUCGCGCUGCAACGUGGCGCGCGCCACGCUCGCCGACUCCGUCGCGCACAAGUACCGCGAGGCGCUCGACGACUUCCGCAACCUGAUCGAGGGCGUGAGUACCGACCGCCGCACACACUCACCCACUCACUCGCUGCAGCUGCUGUGCGCCGAGCGCUGCGCCGUGUACUCGCGCUGCAACGUGGCGCGCGCCACGCUCGCCGACUCCGUCGCGCACAAGUACCGCGAGGCGCUCGACGACUUCCGCAACCUGAUCGAGGGCGUGAGUACCGACCGCCGCACACACUCACCCACUCACUCGCUGCAGCUGCUGUGCGCCGAGCGCUGCGCCGUGUACUCGCGCUGCAACGUGGCGCGCGCCACGCUCGCCGACUCCGUCGCGCACAAGUACCGCGAGGCGCUCGACGACUUCCGCAACCUGAUCGAGGGCGUGAGUACCGACCGCCGCACACACUCACCCACUCACUCGCUGCAGCUGCUGUGCGCCGAGCGCUGCGCCGUGUACUCGCGCUGCAACGUGGCGCGCGCCACGCUCGCCGACUCCGUCGCGCACAAGUACCGCGAGGCGCUCGACGACUUCCGCAACCUGAUCGAGGGCGUGAGUACCGACCGCCGCACACACUCACCCACUCACUCGCUGCAGCUGCUGUGCGCCGAGCGCUGCGCCGUGUACUCGCGCUGCAACGUGGCGCGCGCCACGCUCGCCGACUCCGUCGCGCACAAGUACCGCGAGGCGCUCGACGACUUCCGCAACCUGAUCGAGGGCGGAGAGACACCAGAUGCAGACGAACUGUUCAAUGUAACCAAUUCAUUACGCAAAGUGUCCAUAAUGUACAUGUGUCACAAUUUAAAUGAUACAAACAUUUGGGACUCGUUGUUUGAGGAUCUACCAAAAUGCGUUGUGGAGAAUGACCCAAUGCCUGCACAGGCGUUGGUGUACGUGGUGCGCGCUUGCUUCUACUCGAUCCUGUGGUCGCUGCACGAGCUGGAGGAGCGCGGCGCGGGCGGGGCGGGUGGCGGGGCGGGCGGCGGGGGCGGCGCGGGCGGCGGCGCGGCGGCCGACGUGGAGCUGCUGCGCGAGCGCCUGCACGGCUACUGCGCGCACUGCAGGGACAUCGUGGCCCACGGAGUCACGCCCGACCUGCGCGAGGAGGCGUACACGAGCAUCUGCGACCUGCUGAUCUUCUUCGCGGAGCAGCUGCACACGCUGCACCACGCGGCCGAGCCGCACUUCCGCCGCCUGGUGUACGAGCCCGACCCCCAGCUCUGCGACCUGCUCAACGACUUCAUCCAGCAGUUCGUCUUCGUGCAGCCCAACUACGAUGGUCAAGAUGAGAGACGUAUCGAGGAAUUGCACAAACGCCGCAACUUCCUAGCCGCGUACUGCAAACUCAUCGUAUACAACGUGGCGCCCAUCCGUCGGGCCGCUGAUGUCUUCAAACAUUAUAUUAAGUGCUACAACGACUACGGCGACAUCAUCAAGGCGACGCUGAGCAAGGCGCGCGAGAUCAACAAGCUGAGCUGCGCGCUCAGCAUGCAGCUGGCCAUGCAGGCGCUGUUCACCGAGCUGCAGCAGCUGCACGGCGCCGCGCAGCGCUCGCAGCCCGAGUUCCUGGAGCUCAAGGAGCUGGCGAAGCGGUUCUCGGUUAUGUUCGGGCUGGAUGCAGUGAAGAACCGCGAGGCACUGACAGCGCUGCACCGCGCCGGCAUCGCCUUCGCGGCGCUGGAGUCCAGCGCUGCGGCCGCUGCAGGCGCGCCACCGCCUAACCUGCUUUUCCUCGAGCCGCUGGCCGAGUUCUCCAACAAGCUGCUGCGCCAGGACAAGCGCCACGUGCUACGGUUCCUGGAGUCGCGGCUGCAGGCUGGCAUGACGUGGCGCGAGGAGUGGGGUGCGCUGCAGACGUACCGCAGCUCGCUGCUGGCCGACGCGCCCGACGAGCGCCCGCCGCCCGCCCGCCGCCACUACACGCGCCGCGCACGUGGGCACGAAGACGAGGAGGGCGAUGAAAAUGCUGACUCUGACCAGGAACAGCCCGGGUGA